Molecule: messenger RNA, 1227 nt
Organism: Ambispora leptoticha
Lineage: Eukaryota; Fungi; Glomeromycota; Glomeromycetes; Archaeosporales; Ambisporaceae
Source: the annotation of a GenBank genome assembly
AUGCUUAUUGAGGGACGAGGACGAGGGGAAGGGGGGCGUGGGAGAGGAGGGCGUGGGGGAGGAGGCAGUAGGGGUGAUAAUAGAGGGACGAGAAGAGGGUUUUUCAAUAGUUCACUCAACUAUAGAGGCGGUCGACAAGCUUAUAAUAAUGGAUUUGCACCUGAAAUUGUACCAACAGAUAAUGCUCAAAGUGGAGAAAAUAAAAUAAACUUAAUUUCCACAGAACCUCAAAUAAACCAAGAAAAUUCUAACGAUUCACUGCAAUUUAACCGCUGGCAGCCUGGUGUGCAGAGGACAAACGCUCCAAAUAACACCUCACGGUUUAAUUUUAAAGACAGGCGCAUACCAAGACGAAGUAAACCUCAUUUUGAAAGGGAUACGCAACCGAGAAUCAAAGUGAAACUUGAAACCCCCGAAGAAAUUGCAAAAUGGAUAGAGGAAAGGAAAAAACGGUAUCCCACUGAUGCCAACAUUGCAAAAAAAAAACAAGAAGAAGAAGAAAGAGCCGCAAGAGGAGAAUUAAUCCCCGGAACAAAUGCAAGGCUGAGGGACAAGCGACGUGGAAAUUUGGAAUGGAGAACUGACAAUAGGCAAAAGAGACCUAGACUUAAUCAGAAUCGGAGUCUUCGCCCUGAGAACUUUGAUGACACCAAACCAGGUAUUGACAUUCUGAUCGCUGCUGAAUCUGCUGCUCCGGUUGGACAAGGAACAAAUUUGAAUGAAGCGUGUAUCUCGAUCAAGUCGGAGAGUGUUGAUAACGACGAUGUUUCGACUCUCAGUAGUCAUAAUAAGAAUGAGGAUAAUGACAAUGCUUCGACUCUUAAUAGGAUUAAUAAGAAUGAUGAUAAUGAUGACAGUGUUCAGCCGCUCAACAGGCAUAAUAACAGGUUUGCACAUGUUGAAAAAACUACUUGUAAAUACUAUAGAAAUGGAUAUUGUAAAAACGGAAACAAAUGCCGAUAUAGACACGAUGAGUUCAGGAAAGGAUCGCAAUCUAAAGACGAAGUAAAAUCACGACGAUCUGGAAAUCUAUUGCGAAUGCUUCUCGAAAAAGAGAUUCGCAAAGAACGAAACAUCCUUUUGCAAAGCAUUCGGUAUAUUGUAGAUAAAAAUUUCUUUCAGGUUGUAAGUAACGACUCAUUAGAAGCCGCAAAGAGACGCAAUGGCCCGUCUGUUGAAGAGCUGCAAACUACUGAAGACAACGAUAAGGUUACUUGUUCAAAUUAG